Messenger RNA from Equus quagga, 1275 nucleotides. RefSeq names its product GLI pathogenesis related 1 (gene GLIPR1). The transcript is spliced from 7 exons. Gene Ontology annotation, cellular component: extracellular region. Lineage: Eukaryota; Metazoa; Chordata; Mammalia; Perissodactyla; Equidae. The record is from RefSeq and is a predicted model, not a curated record. The coding region runs from base 353 to 1141 and encodes 262 amino acids.
GGCAGCUGUGAGUUCUGUGUCAGCACAACUGCACUAGGUCACAGUAAUGGCUGCUGCCUGUGUCUCAGUUUCUAGAGGGUGGGCCCAGCUGCCUCCUGCCUCUCUGGGAUGCCUCUGAGCUUAGUGCCGUUCAACGAGAACCACUGCAAAGACAGGGUUAAGAGCACAAAAGAGCUGCAGACCAUAUAUGGAGAAACCCAUUUCUUCAAACGGGGAGGAGUUCCCAUUCUGCUUUUUGUUUUCUCAAAGCUGAGGUCAGCUGUGAUUGGUAAAACGGAGAGACGCGCCCACUCCCAGACCUGCGGUGGCUCUGGAUUCCAGCAUCCAGGGCUCCGGGCCAGGCAGACUGAGCAUGCGAGUCACACUUGCUGUGACAGCCUGGAUGGUUUCUUUAGUCUCCAGUUAUUCAUCUCCAGCAGAUACUUUGCCAGAUAUCAAGGAUGAAGAUUUCAUCAAAGAGUGUGUUCGAAUGCACAACAAGUUCCGAUCAGAGGUGCAGCCAACGGCCAGUGACAUGCUAUACAUGACUUGGGACCCAGGACUAGCCCAAAUUGCAAAAUCGUGGGCAAGAAAUUGUCAAUUUUCACAUAAUACACGGCUGAAGCCACCCCACAAGCUGCACCCAAAUUUCACUUCACUGGGAGAAAACAUCUGGACUGGGUCUGUGUCUCUGUUUUCUGUGUCUUCAGCUGUCACAGCCUGGUACAACGAAACGAAGUUCUAUGACUUCAAGACUCGGAAAUGCAGCAACGUCUGCGGCCAUUACACUCAGGUUGUUUGGGCAGAUAGUUACAAAGUUGGCUGUGCAGUACAAUUUUGUCUUAAAGUUUCUGGCUUUGAAGGUCUUUCCAAUGGAGCACAUUUUAUAUGCAACUACGGACCAGCAGGAAAUUACUUUACUUGGCCAUAUAAGGAAGGAUCCACUUGCAGUGCCUGCCCCAAUAAUGACGUCUGUUUGGACAAUCUCUGUGCUAACCCACAGCGAGACAAAGUCACACGUUACUACUCUACCGUGUAUCCAGACUGGCCGCUAUAUUCACGUAACAGAUACCUCUCUCUCUUUCUCAUCAUUAGUCCGCCAAUCCUAUUACUCAGUGUUAUAAUUACCAUUUGGGUCAAGCACAGAUAUCCUCAUAUUUAGUUGUUGAACUCAUACAAUCCAGAAAAAAAAAAUAAACAUUCAUAUGGCUCUUUAAAAGAUAACUGGGUUCAAUUCAAAUUUUAAAACAUUUCAGAAAAAAAAUGUUGUUGCAAUAAACCUUUGAUCAAAAGAAA